Orycteropus afer afer is the source of this 3981-nucleotide messenger RNA. The record is from RefSeq and is a predicted model, not a curated record. NCBI's taxonomy places the organism in Eukaryota, Metazoa, Chordata, Mammalia, Tubulidentata, Orycteropodidae.
GCCACCCUCAUGGACCCCAGUGAUUUCCCUAAUCCGUUUGACCCCUUGACCCUGCCAGAGAAGCCCCUAGCUGGAGACCUUCCAGUAGACAUGGAAUUUGGAGAAGAUCUGCUGGAAUCCCAGACUGCCCCAACUCGAGGAUGGGCCCCCCCUGGCCCUUCUCCAUCCUCAGGAGCCCUAGACCUGCUUGAUACUCCUGCUGGCCUGGAAAAAGACCCUGGAGUCCUGGAUGGAGCCACUGAGCUGCUGGGGCUGGGGGGGCUUCUCUAUAAAGCUCCCUCUCCCCUAGAGCCUUUGGCUUCAGAUUCUCCAAUAACCCUGCAAUCCCCCCAUACUGAAGAAGAGGAGACCACUUCCAUAACUACAGGGAGAAGGGGGUCUCCUGGGCAGGAGGAGGAGCUUCCCCAGGGACAACCGCAGAGCCCCAAUGCCCCCCCCAGCCCUUCAGUGGGAGAGAUUCUGGGGGAUGGAAUCAAUGGUUCUCAGAUCAAACCUGGGGCUCCUAGCCCCACUGCACACCCUUCCUUGCCAGGAGAUGCCCUGACUGGGAAGGCCAGUGAGAAGCCACCUGAGAGGAAGAGAAGCGAGCGUGUUCGAAGAAUAGAGCCUCCAAAGCCUGAGGUUGUGGAUUCCACUGAGAGCAUUCCAGUAUCAGAUGAGGAUUCUGAUGCCAUGGUAGAUGACCCCAAUGAUGAGGACUUUGUGCCAUUCCGACCCCGUCGCUCUCCUCGCAUGUCUCUACGCUCAAGUGUGGCACAAAGGGCUGGGCGCUCUGCAGUGGGCACCAAGAUGACUUGUGCACAUUGCCGGACACCACUGCAGAAGGGGCAGACAGCCUACCAGCGCAAGGGGCUGCCUCAACUGUUCUGUUCUUCAUCCUGUCUCACCACUUUCUCCAAGAAGCCAUCAGGCAAAAAAACCUGUACCUUCUGCAAGAAGGAUAUCUGGAACACCAAGGACUCAGUUGUGGCACAGACUGGUUCAGGAGGCUCCUUCCAUGAGUUCUGUACAUCUGUCUGUCUCUCCUUGUAUGAGGCACAGCAGCAGCGCCCACUCCCCCAGUCUGGGGAUCCUGCCGAUGCAACUCGCUGCAGCAUAUGCCAGAAGACUGGAGAGGUCCUGCAUGAGGUCAGCAAUGGCAGUGUGGUGCACCGACUCUGCAGCGAUUCUUGCUUCUCCAAAUUCCGGGCCAACAAGGGACUAAAAACCAACUGUUGUGACCAGUGCGGGGCUUACAUCUACACCAAGACCGGGAGCCCUGGCCCUGAGCUCCUCUUCCACGAGGGCCAGCAAAAGCGGUUCUGCAACACAACCUGCUUGGGGGCAUACAAGAAGAAAAACACACGUGUGUACCCAUGUGUCUGGUGCAAGACCCUGUGUAAGAACUUUGAGAUGCUAUCACAUGUGGAUCGUAAUGGCAAGACCAGCUUGUUCUGUUCCCUGUGCUGUACCACUUCUUACAAAGUGAAGCAGGCAGGGCUCACUGGCCCUCCCCGACCCUGCAGCUUCUGCCGCCGCAGCCUCUCUGACCCCUGUUACUACAACAAGGUUGAUCGCACAGUCUACCAGUUCUGCAGCCCCAGCUGCUGGACCAAGUUCCAGCGCACAAGCCCUGAGGGGGGCAUUCACCUGAGCUGUCACUACUGCCACAGCCUCUUCAGUGGCAAGCCUGAGGUCUUGGAUUGGCAGGACCAGGUGUUCCAGUUCUGCUGCCGUGAUUGCUGUGAGGACUUCAAGAGGCUUCGGGGUGUGGUGUCUCAGUGUGAGCAUUGCCGGCAAGAGAAACUUCUGCAUGAGAAACUCCGAUUCAGUGGGGUGGAGAAGAGCUUCUGCAGCGAAGGCUGUGUACUGCUAUACAAACAGGACUUUACUAAGAAACUAGGUUUGUGCUGUAUCACUUGUACUUACUGCUCCCAGACCUGCCAGCGUGGAGUCACUGAGCAACUGGAUGGCAGCACCUGGGACUUCUGCAGUGAGGACUGUAAGAGCAAGUACCUGUUAUGGUAUUGCAAGGCUGCCCGGUGCCAUGCCUGUAAACGCCAGGGGAAGCUGCUGGAGACCAUCCACUGGCGUGGGCAGAUCCGUCAUUUCUGCAACCAGCAGUGUCUGCUGCGCUUCUACAGCCAGCAGAACCAACCGAACUUGGAUACUCAGAGUGGGCCUGAGAGCCUUCUGAACAGUCAGUCUCCUGAAUUGAAGCCCCAAACACCCUCUCAAACCAAAGUGGAGAAUAGCAACACAGUGAGGACGCCAGAGGAAAAUGGGAAUUUGGGCAAGAUCCCUGCUAAGACCCGAUCAGCUCCAGCUGCUCCCACCCCUCCCCCCCCCCCCCCACCCCCAGCAACACCCCGCAAAAACAAAGCUGCUAUGUGUAAACCACUAAUGCAGAAUCGGGGGGUCUCCUGCAAAGUGGAGAUGAAGUCCAAAGGGAGUCAGACAGAAGAGUGGAAGCCACAGGUGAUAGUGCUGCCCAUCCCAGUGCCCAUCUUUGUGCCAGUGCCUAUGCAUUUGUACUGCCAGAAAGUUCCAGUGCCUUUCUCAAUGCCUAUUCCGGUACCUGUGCCCAUGUUCCUGCCCACUACUUUGGAAAGCACAGACAAGAUUGUGGAGACCAUUGAGGAGCUGAAGGUGAAGAUCCCUUCCAACCCUUUGGAGGCCGACAUCCUGGCUAUGGCAGAAAUGAUUGCAGAGGCUGAGGAGUUAGACAAGGCCUCAUCUGACCUUUGUGACCUUGUGAGCAACCAGAGUGCAGAGGGACUUCUGGAAGACUGUGACCUGUUUGGGCCAGCUCGAGAUGAUGUCUUGGCCAUGGCUGUCAAGAUGGCCAAUGUCUUGGAUGAGCCUGGGCAAGACUUGGAGGCAGACUUUCCCAAGAAUCCUUUGGACAUUAACCCCAGUGUGGACUUCCUCUUUGACUGUGGCCUGGUAGGACCUGAGGAUGUGUCUACUGAACAAGAUCUACCCCGAACCAUGAGGAAGGGUCAAAAGCGGCUUGUGCUUUCAGAAAGCUGUUCCCGGGAUUCCAUGAGCAGCCAACCUAGCUGUACUGGACUCAACUAUUCAUACGGUGUUAAUGCUUGGAAGUGCUGGGUACAGUCAAAAUAUGCCAAUGGAGAAACUAGCAAGGGUGAUGAGCUGCGCUUUGGCCCCAAGCCUAUGCGUAUCAAAGAGGAUAUUCUGGCCUGCUCAGCUGCUGAACUCAACUAUGGUCUCGCCCAGUUUGUGAGAGAAAUCACCCGACCCAACGGUGAACGAUACGAACCUGAUAGUAUCUACUAUCUGUGUCUUGGCAUCCAGCAGUACUUGCUAGAAAAUAACCGAAUGGUGAAUAUUUUCACGGACCUUUACUACUUGACAUUUGUUCAAGAACUCAACAAGUCUCUGAGUACCUGGCAGCCCACACUCCUCCCCAACAAUACAGUGUUCUCCCGAGUGGAAGAAGAGCACCUCUGGGAGUGUAAGCAGCUGGGGGUCUACUCGCCCUUUGUCCUUCUCAACACCCUCAUGUUCUUCAACACUAAGUUUUUUGGGCUUCAGACAGCUGAGGAACACAUGCAGCUUUCCUUCACCAAUGUGGUACGGCAAUCCCGCAAGUGUACCACCCCUCGAGGCACCACCAAAGUGGUGAGCAUCCGCUAUUAUGCUCCAGUCCGCCAGAGGAAAGGGCGAGACACUGGUCCUGGUAAACGGAAGAGAGAUGAUGAAGCCCCUGUCUUAGAGCAGCGUGAGAACCGUAUGAAUCCCCUUCGCUGCCCUGUCAAGUUCUAUGAAUUCUAUCUCUCAAAAUGUCCUGAAAGUCUCCGGACUCGUAACGAUGUGUUCUACCUGCAACCUGAGCGGUCCUGCAUUGCCGAGUCACCUCUCUGGUAUUCUGUGAUCCCCAUGGACCGAAGCAUGUUGGAAAGCAUGCUCAACCGCAUUCUGGCUGUGCGUGAGAUUUAUGAGGAGUUGGGUCGUCCUGGGGAGGAAGACCUGGAUUGA